Molecule: messenger RNA, 3139 nt
Organism: Scatophagus argus
Lineage: Eukaryota; Metazoa; Chordata; Actinopteri; Scatophagidae
Exons: 18
Coding region: 112-3132 (1006 amino acids)
Biological process (GO): xenobiotic metabolic process
Cellular component (GO): cytoplasm; intracellular membrane-bounded organelle
Molecular function (GO): oxidoreductase activity, acting on paired donors, with incorporation or reduction of molecular oxygen, reduced flavin or flavoprotein as one donor, and incorporation of one atom of oxygen; heme binding; iron ion binding
Source: RefSeq, a predicted model, not a curated record
UUGCCCAGACAAAGUGUUGUCACUGAAUGUUUGGAUCAGGGUUGAGUCAAUGAAACCCUUAGGUGCUCCAAGUUCAGACCUUCCUCCUGCUGCUGGUUUAACUCUCUAACAAUGUGGCUUUAUAAUUUUUUACUUGGUUUUGACCUCAAGGAGCUAUUUCUGUUUAUUUUUAUUUUUAUUCUGAUUGCUGACUUCAUCAAAAACAGGAAUCCGUCAAACUAUCCUCCAGGACCAUUUUCUCUCCCCCUUGUGGGGAAUUUCUUCAGUGUGGACAUUAAACAUCCACACCUUUAUUUUACCAAGCUGGCUGAUGUCUAUGGGGAUGUGUUCAGCGUCCGCCUUGGCCGUGAAAAAGUGGUAUUUGUAUCUGGGUACAAGAUGGUGAAGGAAGCCAUUGUGACACAAGGCGAGAACUUUGUAGAUCGUCCAUACAGUGCGACCUCUGACAGAUUUUACUCAGGAACCUCAGAUGGUCUGUUCAUGAGUAAUGGUAAAAUAUGGAAGCGGCAGCGACGGUUUGCCUUGUCCACCUUACGUAACUUUGGCCUGGGCAAAGGCAUCAUUGAGCAGAGUAUCUGUGAGGAGAUCCGGCACCUGCAAGAGGAGAUACAGAAGGAGAAAGGUGAACCAUUUAACCCAGCAGGCCUGUUCAACAAUGCCGUGUCUAACAUCAUUUGCCAGCUAGUGAUGGGGAAACGGUUUGACUACAGCAACCACAAAUUCCAGAUUAUGCUGAAGUGUUUGUCUGAAAUUCUAUACUUGGAGGGAUCAAUAUGGGGUCAGCUCUAUGAGUCAUUCCCAAGAGUGAUGAAAUACUUGCCAGGUGCUCACAACAAAAUGUUCGAAAACUUUGAAACUGUUCAAGACUUCAUCAAGGAGGAGGUCAAGAGUCAUAGGCAGGACCUGGACUACAACUGUCCCCGGGACUAUAUUGAUGCUUUCAUCAUUGAAAUGGAGAAUCACAAAGAGUCUGAUCUGGGCUUCACUGAGACCAAUCUGGCUCUGUGCUCUCUGGAUCUGUUCCUGGCUGGAACGGAGACAACCUCCACCACUUUACUGUGGGCUUUGGUUUUCCUCAUCAAAAACCCUGAGAUCCAGGACAAAGUCCAGGCAGAAAUAGACAAAGUGAUCGGACAGACCCGCCAGCCCUCUAUGGCUGACAGACCCAAUCUGCCCUACACUGAUGCUGUCAUCCACGAGAUCCAGAGGAUGGGGAACAUCGUUCCUCUCAAUGGGCUCAGAAUGGCCGCCAAGGACACAACACUGGGCGGUUACUUGAUACCCAAGGGUACAUCCUUGAUGCCCAUCCUGACCUCUGUGCUAUUUGACAAGACUCAGUGGAAGACUCCAGACAGCUUCAACCCGGGACACUUCCUAGAUGCUGAGGGAAAGUUUGUGAAGAAAGAAGCUCUCCUGCCUUUUUCUGCAGGGAAACGUGUGUGUCUCGGAGAAGGCCUCGCCAAGAUGGAGCUCUUCCUGUUUUUGGUCGGUUUACUACAAAAGUUCUCUUUCUCUGUUCCUGAUGGAGUAGAGCUGAGUACAGAAGGAAUUACUGGAACUACACGUGUACCCCACCCCUAUAGGGUUCACGCCAAGCUGAUGUCUUAUCAGUCCCUCGCUCUCCUCCUCAGCUUCACAAUGUGGCUGUGUGAUUUGUUUCCGUGGCUUGAUCUAAAGGGACUACUGCUUUUUGUUUCUGCCGUUCUCCUUGUGGUGUAUUUUCUGAACAAAAAGGAUCCACCUAACUUUCCGCCAGGACCACCAGCUCUCCCCAUUUUGGGAAAUGUCUUCAGCAUUGAAUCUAAACAACCUCACAUUUACCUAACCAAGCUUGCUGAUGUUUAUGGGAAUGUGUUCUGCAUUCGUCUGGGAAGACACAAAACAGUGUUUGUGUCUGGGUGGAAGAUGGUCAAGGAAGCCAUAGUGACUCAGGCCGACAACUUUGUGGACCGGCCUUACAGCCCAAUGGUGACCCGGAUUUAUUCAGGGAACUCAGCUGGUCUUUUCUUCAGUAAUGGGCACAUGUGGAGGAGACAGCGACGUUUUGCCAUGGCGGCGUUACGUACCUUUGGUCUGGCUGAGAGUAGCAUGGAGCAGAGGGUCUGUGAAGAGAGUCAACAUCUGCAGGAGGCGAUGGAGAAGGAGAAAGGCCAGCCAUUUGACCCUGUGCCCCUUUUAAACAAUGCUGUGGCCAACAUUAUCUGCCAAAUAGUAUUUGGGAGACGGUUUGACUACAGCGACCACAACUUUCAGAGCAUGCUGAACAAUCUUACUGAGAUGGCCUAUCUGGAAGGCUCCAUAUGGGCUCUGCUAUAUGAUGCGUUCCCAGCACUGAUGAAGCACCUGCCGGGGCCUCACAAUGACAUCUUCACCAACUCCAAAUCUUUGGAGGCAUCUAUCAGGGUAGAGAUAGAGAGACACAAGUUGGAUUUGGACCCAAGUAACCCACGAGAUUACAUUGACAGCUUCCUGAUAGAGAAGAGGCACAACAGAGACAGUCAGCUGGGUUUUGAUGAUGGAAACCUGGUUCUGUGUUGUUUGGAUCUGUUCCUAGCUGGGAGUGAAACCACUUCAAAGACCCUGCAGUGGGGCCUCAUCUACCUCAUCAAGAAUCCUCAUGUCCAGGAAAAAGUCCAUGCAGAAAUAGACAAAGUGAUCGCACAGACCCGCCAGCCCUCUAUGGCUGACAGACCCAACCUGCCCUACACUGAUGCUGUCAUCCACGAGAUCCAGAGGAUGGGGAACAUUGUUCCUCUCAAUGGGCUCAGAAUGGCCGCCAAGGACACAACACUGGGCGGUUACUUGAUACCCAAGGGGACCUCUGUGAUGCCCAACCUGACUUCUGUGCUGUUUGACAAGAAUCAAUGGGAAACUCCACACACCUUUAACCCUGAGCACUUCCUGGAUGCUGAAGGAAAAUUUAUGAGGAGGGAGGCAUUUCUACCUUUCUCUGCAGGAAAGCGUGCAUGCCUGGGUGAGGGCCUGGCUAGAAUGGAGCUGUUCCUGUUUUUUGUCAGCCUGUUUCAGAAAUUUCAUUUCUCCACUCUGGAUGGAGUUGAGUUGAGUACAGAAGGAAUCACUGGAGCCACACGCACACCAUACCCCUUCAAGAUCUAUGCCAAAGCCCGCUGAACCCUGC